Messenger RNA from Pocillopora damicornis (cauliflower coral), 4594 nucleotides. RefSeq names its product transient receptor potential cation channel subfamily A member 1. Gene Ontology annotation, molecular function: protein binding; monoatomic ion channel activity. NCBI's taxonomy places the organism in Eukaryota, Metazoa, Cnidaria, Anthozoa, Scleractinia, Pocilloporidae. Gene Ontology annotation, biological process: monoatomic ion transmembrane transport. The record is from RefSeq and is a predicted model, not a curated record. Gene Ontology annotation, cellular component: membrane; transmembrane transporter complex.
UUCACUCCAUGAUAGAAGAUAUUGAUCGGCAGUUUUCUUUCCGCAAGCGAAGUUCGACUAUUUUGUGAGAAGACACGUUGCUUUUACUCGCUCAAGUAUUGUCAGACUACACAGACUUCGCGCGAAAUGAGCAAGCAGCGUUGAAAUCAAGAUGCAAUCUUCCCUGGGGACGUCUAGCGGUUUGAGGGUCGAAUCUUUUUUUCCCGCAUCAGAGAACGAAACAGACACUGAUAGCGACUCUGGUGCCUUUUCAAACAAUCGAAGUCGAAGAUCAACAAACGAAGAAGGAAAUCGACUCUCUACACCAGAACUUAUUCGACACGCGUUCAAUCUAGCUGUGAUAAAGGGAAGAAUCAAUUUACGGUUUAACAAUCGAGAUCAUCAUGGCGGGCUUCAUAAAGCUGUAUUGAAUGGGAAGGAGGCUGACGUAGAGCAACUUCUCUCCUCCGGAAAAGACAUAGAUGCGCAUGAUGAGUAUGGGAAGACACCACUGCAUUGUGCCGUGGGGGCUCAGAAGCUUGAUAUUGUUCAUUGUCUUCUCCGCUACAAACCUGAUGUGGAUGCUCAUGACGACAGAGAUGACACAGCGCUACACACUGCAACAAGGACGGGAAACUUUGAUAUAGUACUGGCGUUGCUACGUGAAGGGCACGCCAACCCAAAUGCUGUGGGAAAUUCCGGAUGCAACCCGCUACACAUUGCCGCUCAUUUGGAUCACGUGAACAGCGUCGCCAUCUGUAAACUGCUGUUGCAAUAUAAUGCUAAGAUACUGGCACGUGACCAUAAGAAUAUGACACCUAUUGCGCAUGCUGCCUUACACGGCUGUUAUGACGUCAUGGUCUGCCUCUUCCAUUACUCAAAAGGUCAAGGGAUUUCACGUGAUGAUGUUCUCUUGCAUGUUGAUAACACUGACAGUACAUUGCUUCAUCUGGCAGUAGAAAGUGGAGUCGCUAAGGUUGUCGAGCUUUGUCUUGAAGAAGGAGCAGGACCAAAUGCAGUGAAGUCAUCUGAUGGCAGUACGCCAGUUCAUUUAGCUUCCUCAUACGGGUACAUGGACAUCCUUGAUAUUUUGAUGAAGGCUGUGGCAUUCAUACUGGAUCCGCCUCCUGAUCAAGAUGGAAUGUUGCCCAUUCACAAGGCUGCUCAGUCAAACCAUUCAGAAGUAAUCUCUUACCUCCUCAAGCAGGAUAUGGAUCAAAUCAAUGCAACAGACCACGAACGCCGCACACCUGUGAUGUUAGCGGCACAGUGUAAUUGUUUUGAGACCGCCAAAGUUCUUCUUGAACACGGAGCUAAUGUGGACGUCAGAGACUCCGAAAAUAAAACAGUUUUACACUACGCUAUUGGAAGCUCUGAUAUUGUCAAGGAAAUCCUCAAAGAUGUUAAAGCGAGUGCACUCAUCCGAGCCAAGGACCGACUUGGAAACACCCCUCUUCACUAUGCUGCGUGUAAAGGAUGUGUUAAGGACGCGUCAAUCAUUUUGAUGAAGUACCGAGCGGGAGCUACCAUCACAAAUGGUUCGGGGGAGACGCCGUUACACAUUGCUGCAAGGUACGGCUGCACAUCUGUUGCUAAGAAGCUGAUGGAAGGACGUGGAAAGCGGACGGUUAAUGGUAAUGACGUUUAUGAGAGAACGCCACUCCAUCUGGCAGCACAACAAGGCCAUGACGAACUGGUUGAGUUUUUCCUCAAAAGGGGGGCAAAAAUUGACAGUGACGUACAUGGUCAAACACCCUUACACUAUGCAGCUCUGCAAGGAUCGAAAAGAUCAGCUGAACUCAUCUUAGCGAGUAAGCCUGAGAGUCUGAAUGUUACCGACAAAAACCAGAACACAGCGCUUCACAUGGCAGCCAAAGGUGGCCACGCAGAAAUCCUGAAAUACCUGCUUUCCAAAUCAGAACAACUUGUGUCAGUGAAUGAGAGAAACCAAAAUAUCUUGGAUAUUGCCAUUGAAGCUAGGCAAGAAGCCGUUGCCAUGGGAAUUGUUGAACAUAGAAGGUGGAAAGAAGUGCUUAGAAGUACAACACACGGUUCACAUACUCAGAUACAGCUUCUAGUUCAACACAUGCCUGAAGUGGCAAAGAAAUUUCUCGAUCGCUGUAUUGUGGAGGAGGGCGAUCCAGAGGACGAAAAUUAUAAGGUCUCGUACGAUCUUCGGUUUAUUCAAGGAAUGCCCGAUGAAAAAAGAAAAGAAAAGAACGCUAAGGAAUCUCUUAGUGCUCUCCAUACGAUGGUAAAAUAUCAACGACUCCAGUGUCUCACACAUACUCUAUGUUCAGUGCUUAUGGACAUCAAAUGGCGAAAAUUUGGCUUGGUCUGCGCAUUACUGAACCAGAUUGUUUACAUUUUGUUUGUGUUGCUGUUGAUGAUAAUGAUGAAAAAACAAGUUGAUGCAAAACAUACAUCGGGAACCGACCCAUUGAUAGCGCUGUGUUUUAAAGACAGCUGGAUUCAUGCCAGUGUGUCAGUGUUCCUCAUAAUAGCGUGUGGAUACAAUUUGGCUAAAGAACUUUUUCAGAUGUUUGAUGAAGGUGUAAAGUAUUUGUUUACGCUUAACAACUGGCUUGAGGUGACCCUGUAUGUCCUGACGUUAGUCACGCUUGUCAGACCACGUUCCGAGGAUAUCUCUGAAAUGGGAAUCUGUGUUUUUCUGGUGUGGAUUGUCUUACUACAGUAUAUUAGCAAAUUCAAUUACGUUGGAUUGUAUAUCGUGAUGAUCACGAAGACAAUAAAAACAGUUUCCAAAGUUAUGGUUAUUCUUCUUAUUCUUCUGGCUGCGUUUGCAUUUUCUCUCUACGUCGUGGUUCCAAAAGACGAGAGCGACGCAGGAAAUCGUCGCUUUCACAACAUUUCUUCCUCAUUCGCUGCUACAUUCUUUAUGAUGCUGGAUAAUUUGCAAUAUGACAACAUCCUUCUGAAUUACGAUAGCGAGGACAGCGGUGUAGGCAAUGGCUUGGUGCUGUAUGUGUUGUAUAUUGCAUACUGCUUCAUGAUGCCGAUAAUAUUCCUGAACUUACUGAUCGGUUUGGCUGUUGGAGAUAUUGACACUAUUCGAAAGACAGCUGCACUGGAGAGAUACACGAGUCAGGUGGAGCACCUGUCUCAACUAGAGCGCGCCAUACCAACCUUCAUCCUCAAUAGUGUCCUGGUCACUGAAUAUGUAGAAUAUCCCAACAAACCAAAGAAUUUCAAGACCAAGAUUGUGGACAUACUCGUAAAACUUUUGUCUCCUCGCCAAGAGAACGAUGAGAAACAAGAAAUUGCGGAAGAUCUCAGAGAGACUAUUGAACGACAUGAUGAACAGUUGAGAGAAAUAACUUCAUCUAUAAAGAAGCAAAGCGCAUUACUUGAAGAACUUCGGGACAUCUUCAUGGAUAAAAAGCGAAGACCUAAGCGGGAAGAGCCAGCAGAACAGUAUCCAGACGGAACUGAAUUUUACGUCUAAUUGCUUACUACGUGGAUCCGGAGUAUGAUUGAGUGCAAUAUAACCGCUGCUACAUGGCAUGGCGGACAGGUAGCCUAUUUGCGAGACCUCUUCCCGACGCCAUUUUUUUUCCACUGUAAGGUAUCUGUUGGGAAGUAGGUGCAUUACUCAAGGUGGCAGGCACACCGUUACAGCAGUAAACGCAACAUAUGACAACAAAAUAAACGAUGGCCGCUUCUGAAAAGCCUACGAUGAACACUCAUGGAGAUUUCGAGAAGACUUUCUUUGUGAGCUUUAUGGCUCAAUUAAAACUGCAAAGUUCUCGAACAGGCUGAAAGACUAAGCUAAUUAGCGAAAGAUCAUUAGCUUAAACUUAAAAGAAAGCUCGACAACUUCAAGGGAAAUUAAAUACGACAACAGAAUAUAUGUUCACGGCAUAGUUCGUGGGAUGAGUCAUAAUCAGUUGAGUACUAGAACCAGUGAAAAUGAUCUUCGUCCUUCGGAGUUUUACGUUCCACGAGUCAAUUUCAAAUUAGACAGAUAGAUAAUUAUAUCACCGUAAGAAAGGCUCAUUACUAUAUUGUACAAAAGAGGGGCUUGCAAGGGCACUUUUUUACUUCAAAAUGACGACAAGCAAUUUUUAUUUACGAUGAAAUCGUCUUCACCAACUUCAAACGAGGAGAGUGACAAUUUACAUUUAUCAAUUACCUAAUUUGUUAGUAAAGUUUGAUAUUUGAAAACAUAUAGGUUUUUGGCAGGACCAUAUCAAUUAUUAACAAUGUUUUUCAAAUGAAUUACCCUAUCGAGAAGGUAAGGAAAGACAGUUUAAAUGUUUUAGAAGACCAAACCCAGGUUUUCAAUGACUCUCCCUGUCGUGAGGGCAAGGAAGGACAAUUUAUAUUUUUUGGAAACGAAACGAUUUUAUUAUUUUCCAAUUUACCUUCGCAGUUACUGAGCGCUUUGUCUACUGCAUUUUAGCUGUCUCUUGUUUUAUCACGUUCCCGUGCUGACACUACAGUUGUCAAUGAGAAACUGAGAUUAGAAAACAAUACGUUUUGUGUUUGAAAAUAUGUAAUUUAGUUAAGCUUUUCAAAAGAGCACUUUGUUUUAGUUAAUAGGAUUAAACUCUAAUGAGGAAACAAAAAAUCAAGCAGACAGACCGUCGUCACA